AUGUGUGGCAUCUUUGGCUACAUUAACUAUCUGGUCGAGAAGGACCGAAAGUUCAUUCUCGACACUCUGGUCAAUGGCCUCUCACGUCUCGAGUACAGAGGAUACGAUUCGGCCGGUCUAGCAGUCGACGGUGACAAGAGAAAUGAAGUCUUCGCGUUCAAAGAGGUGGGCAAGGUUGCAAAGCUGAGAGAGCUCAUCGACAAGUCUGGUGUGGAUAUGACAAAGGUCUUUGAGUCUCACGCUGGUAUUGCACACACACGAUGGGCCACUCACGGUCAACCCUCACAACUCAACUGCCACCCACACAGAUCUGACCCCAAGUGGGAGUUUUCGGUCGUCCACAACGGUAUCAUCACCAACUACAAGGAGCUCAAAGCUCUUCUUGAGGGCAAGGGCUUCAAAUUCGAGACUGCUACGGAUACUGAGUGCAUUGCAAAGCUCGCAAAGUACCUCUAUGACUCUCACCCAGACAUCGACUUCACUACCCUCACAAAGGCUGUCAUCAAAGAGCUUCAGGGCGCUUUCGGUCUCCUCCUCAAGUCCGUCCACUUCCCCUCCGAGGUCGUCGCGGCUCGCAAAGGUUCUCCCCUCGUCAUUGGUGUCAAGACAGGCAAGAAGAUGAAGGUGGAUUUCGUGGACGUUGAGUACUCCCAAGGCGAAGAGUCUGGCUACGCUCUCUCCGCCGAGAAAGCUUCACACAAUGUUGCAGUCAAGAAGAAGGCUGCUGGCAGUCUGCUUGCCCCUCCAGACAAGAGCUUGUUGCACAGAUCACAAUCUCGGGCUUUCCUGUCCGACGAUGGCAUGCCUCAGCCAGCAGAAUUCUUCCUCUCCUCGGACGCGUCUGCCUUGGUUGAGCACACAAAGAAAGUCCUGUAUUUGGAAGACGACGACAUUGCCCACAUCCACGACGGCCAGCUUAACAUCCACAGAUUAACCAAGGACGACGGCACAUCGAACGUUCGUGCCAUUCAGACGAUCGAGCUUGAGCUGCAAGAAAUUAUGAAGGGCAAGUUUGAUCACUUCAUGCAGAAGGAGAUCUUCGAACAGCCCGAGUCAGUCGUCAACACCAUGCGUGGUCGUCUUGACGUUGCCAACAAGUCCGUCACUCUGGGAGGUCUGCGGCAAUACAUCAGCACCAUCAGACGAUGUCGACGAAUCAUCUUUAUCGCUUGCGGUACCUCUUACCACUCUUGCAUGGCUGUGCGCGGUGCCUUUGAGGAGCUCACUGAGAUCCCUAUCGCUGUUGAGCUUGCUUCCGACUUCUUGGACCGACAGGCUCCUGUUUUCAGAGACGAUACAUGCGUCUUUGUUUCACAAUCAGGUGAAACUGCCGAUUCCCUGAACGCUCUACGAUACUGCUUGGAAAGAGGUGCACUGACCGUCGGUAUUGUCAAUGUCGUUGGUUCUUCCAUCUCCAUGCUCACCCAUUGCGGUGUCCACAUCAACGCUGGUCCAGAAAUUGGCGUUGCAUCCACAAAGGCUUACACCUCUCAGUUUGUCGCAAUGAUGAUGUUUGCUCUAUCUCUCAGCGAAGACCGAGCAUCCAAACAGAAGCGGCGAGAGGAGAUCAUUGAGGGUUUGGGUAAGGUCAGCGAUCAGUUCCGCGAGAUUCUCAAGCUCAACGAGCCGAUCAAGCAGUUGUGUGCCAAGUUUUUGCAAAACCAAAAGUCCAUGCUACUUCUCGGUCGAGGCAGCCAGUUCUCGACUGCGCUGGAGGGUGCUCUGAAGAUCAAGGAGAUAUCCUACCUGCACUGCGAGGCUGUCAUGUCUGGUGAGCUCAAGCACGGUGUUUUGGCACUUGUCGAUGAGAACCUACCAAUCGUCAUGAUUUUGACUCGAGAUGAGAUCUUUAAGAAAUCUCUCAAUGCUUACCAGCAAGUCAUUGCUCGUGGUGGUCGACCGAUCGUCAUCUGCAAUACUGGUGACGAGGAAUUCCCAGCUGCCAAAGUUGAAAGAAUUGAGGUACCGCAUACAAGUGAUCUUCUUCAAGGUCUCCUCAACGUCAUCCCUCUUCAACUCAUGGCCUACUGGCUGGCUGUCGCUGAAGGCCUAAACGUGGACUUCCCACGCAAUUUGGCCAAGUCUGUUACGGUCGAAUAA
Messenger RNA from Lithohypha guttulata, 2100 nucleotides. RefSeq names its product glutamine--fructose-6-phosphate transaminase (isomerizing). Gene Ontology annotation, biological process: protein N-linked glycosylation; UDP-N-acetylglucosamine metabolic process; fructose 6-phosphate metabolic process. NCBI's taxonomy places the organism in Eukaryota, Fungi, Ascomycota, Eurotiomycetes, Chaetothyriales, Trichomeriaceae. The record is from RefSeq and is a predicted model, not a curated record. Gene Ontology annotation, molecular function: carbohydrate derivative binding; L-glutamine:D-fructose-6-phosphate transaminase (isomerizing) activity. The coding region runs from base 1 to 2100 and encodes 699 amino acids. The transcript has 4 exons.